AAUGUUCGCAGCAAGCUGAUAGAUACCUACUAACGAAACAGUGUCAAAGCUCAAGCGUUUAAAGACAUUUGCCAAAUCAUGCAUUAAAAAAGUUGCCAUAAGUAAAUGGUUUUAAAUCACAUCCUACAAUUUAAAAAUUAUACUAUAUUUCACAUUGUUUUAGUGUGAGAUUACUUAAAAUGUGAAGUAAUAAUUAAAUGCAAAGCAAAAUUUCAAAACUACAUUCGAAUAAGUUCUGCAGGACAAUAAACCGAAGUUAAGCCUAAACAUUUAUAUGCACUAAAUUAAACAUCAAACUUGUAAAUUAUGGCGAAUUCUGCGAAUAGCAAAGAUGUAAUUGAGUUUGUAAAGGAUGCUGAAGACGAACGAAAGGCAAACGAAGAACUCUCGGAAGAGUUCGGAACUCACGUAUCCGAACGAGUAAAAUUGUAUGAAGCGGGCAUGAAAGGAUCAGCAUCGUUAGCUCAUCUAAGAAACAACAAGAACAACAACAUACGGCAUGUGGUACCUGUAGGCGUGUUGAUUGUGUUAUUUACUUUGUAUUUAACAACUGCUACCUUACAAUGCAACUAUGUGAAUAGAGAACAGGAAGGUCUUAGAUGCAAAGACGACGAUACUAUAUUGCAAAGUCAAGAACUACAAGCACUGGAAGCGGCUAAACGUGUAAGAAUACUCGAAAAGCUCUUGGAAUACAAAGAUCUUUGUACUGAGCUAGAGGUGUUUACGAAAGAUCUGCGUUGGACAAACGAAAUUUAUGACAAAUUAGAUUCGUUAAAGGAAUUUGAAAAUGAAUGGGAACAAUCGGCUAAAGGUUUUCUAGAUAUGAACAGUGGUAGUGGUACUGACGGUGAAGAGGAACAAGGUAAUUCCAAUAUUGAAGAGAUUGGAGUAGAACCUGAAGAUUCUCAAUUAGCUGAAGAGGAUAACAAAUCAGUACGCCGGAAUGGACAAAACUGGCCACAUGGAGCAGUUGCAUUGAAAAAGAAAAAGGUUAAGAGCGAAAAUAAUAAAAAUAACCAUAGCAUUGGCAACAACCCCAACAGUAAAAAAGAUCAGCCAAUAGCCAAGAAAACGAAUACGGCAGAACCUAUCAUUUAUCUAUUCGCGUUGGUAUUUAUUUAUUUACUAUUGAAAGCCGCCUCGGACAUAAAUCAACACUACAAAUCACAAAAUAAGGGAGGCAAACGGCUAAGACGUUGCUCUUUGCAGUCUUAUGCUCAGACUCACAAACAAGAUCGUCGUGCUUCCAAAGGGUCUCCGAAGAAAAAAUCAAACAGAGAAUUAAUACUGGAAAUGCGAUCGAAGUCCGUAGAUCGCUUCAAUGAUAACGCUGCGAAAAAAUCCGAAAUACUAGCCAACCUACGGAAAUACACAUCGUUUGAUGAUCAUAAUCGGCUAGAAAAUAUUGAAUACGGUGCCUUUCGUUUUCCACAUCUAACAACAUGGGAGGCCCAGAGUAGAGGGGCAAUUUCUUUCAAUCGUAAAGAAACUAUGUAUCCAAAAGUAUCUAACCGACGUUGCUCAGUACCAAUUUCACUAAAUUUUCAACGUCAAAAACUAUCGACAAUGACAUUAGUUCCUGCCUCGAGUAUGGCCCGCCGAACUUCUUUCUCAGGCGUUCAUUUUGGAACAGAGGCUUUCCUAGGCGGAUUACAAUUUGCUGAUCGCGGACAGGAUUCGCCCUUCCUCGAAGUCAAACGCCGUGUGCGUAUGAUAAAUCGACACUAAGCUGUUAGGCGAUUGAACAAAACAGAAAAGAUCCUUCUCACCACUGUCGGAUCUGCCAGAAUAACUUCAAAUGAUAUCUAACCAAGAACUAUCAGCCAGGAUCAUUCACCAAGUUUAUGGGGAAUCUCUUUUUAGUAAAAUUCAUUCAUUUCAUCAUGAACUUUACUUACAUAUGUAUAAACAUAAACCAAACAUAUAAAACCCCAAAACAAUUUAAUUUUAAGAUAACUUUAUAGGUCAUAACUAUGAAUUGAGUAUCGUAUACAUAUGUGCAUAGGUAUGUCAAGUACAAAAAGUCCAUAUUAAUAAAUCUGUAUUUAAAGAUACUAAAUGAACAAUACAGGAAACAUCGAC
This is a messenger RNA of Anastrepha obliqua, 2082 nucleotides long. RefSeq lists its product as uncharacterized. NCBI's taxonomy places the organism in Eukaryota, Metazoa, Arthropoda, Insecta, Diptera, Tephritidae. The transcript is spliced from 5 exons. The coding region runs from base 307 to 1728 and encodes 473 amino acids. The record is from RefSeq and is a predicted model, not a curated record.